This is a messenger RNA of Tyto alba (common barn owl), 7399 nucleotides long. RefSeq names its product homeobox B6 (gene HOXB6). The coding region runs from base 6701 to 7369 and encodes 222 amino acids. Gene Ontology annotation, molecular function: DNA-binding transcription factor activity, RNA polymerase II-specific; RNA polymerase II cis-regulatory region sequence-specific DNA binding. Lineage: Eukaryota; Metazoa; Chordata; Aves; Strigiformes; Tytonidae. The record is from RefSeq and is a predicted model, not a curated record. The transcript has 2 exons. Gene Ontology annotation, biological process: anterior/posterior pattern specification; regulation of transcription by RNA polymerase II. Gene Ontology annotation, cellular component: nucleus.
ACAGAGGAAGAAAAUCAGAAAGGAAAUAAAAGAAAGAAAAAUUAAAUAACAGAGUAAGAAGGAAAAACAAAGCCUGUAAGGUCACCUGGAGAUAGUAGACUUGGAAUGGAGGAUUUUGCAGUAGCUCGGUGACGGAGGCUUUUAGAUACUGCCUUUAAAAAAAUACCAAACCCUUUGUGGGUAGUUGUCGUGUUUUAUUUUUUUUCCCUCUCGCAGAAUCUCUUGCCAGUUUGUCUGUCUUCAGGCGAGCCCAGUAAUUUGGCGAAGUUUGUGUGGAAGCCAGUUGGGUUUUGCGCUGCUCUCCAGGGUCAUUAUUAUGUGGGUGGUUUCUUCGGAGAGGGCAGUUCGCAGCAGUCCUCGGAAAAUAAGGUUCUGGAAAUGUUAAAAAAAAAAAAAAAAAAAAAAAAAAAAAAAAAGGGGGGAACAAAAAAAGAAAAGAGAUAAAAAAAAAAGAUAAUAAGAAUGAAACCAACCCAGAGCGCAGCGCUCUCAUUGUAUUUUUUUUUUCCUUUCCCCUCGUGAAACUCCCAAAUGAAGCUGACGUUGCGAUGCAAUAAACCUCCUUGUAUUUAAUUGCGUUGUGCCGUGUUACCGGGGCUUUACGGCUUUCCCGACCGGAAUACCGGCUUGGGUUUCAGCCCCACGGCGUGUCGGUGCUUUUCCACACCAAGUUAUGUGCAAAUCUCCCUCUCCCCUCCCUGUCUGAUACCCAACCGUUUGCCUUCGCGUACGUUUAGGAGAAUAUUUAUCUGGAGAUGUUCGUCAUUUUAAAUGUGUUUUUCUCAACAUUUCAAGGUGGGGGGUUUGAAACAUAGUACUAAUUGCUACUGUUAUGAGGUGAUUUUUAAAUCAGAUAAUGUACGAGCCUGUGUAUGUGAAGCGGGAUUGAGUAAGAGGAGAUUCAUUACUUAAGCAUAAACCAUUUUAUGACGUGACGAUUUAUCUCACCUAAACUGACUGUGCCCGAAUAUUGUGUGGACAAAAGUAAACGAUCGCAAGCCGUGGAAAUAAUAAACAGAAAGUCAUUUUUAAAAUCUAUUUCUUCCUGAACCUGUUACAUUUUUCAUAAAUCACGGGGGAAAAAAUGAAUGUCGGUUCAAAUGCCUGUUCUCCGUUUUCCCUAAGUCUCUCCGAGCUCGUGUUUUUUUUUUUUUUUUUGUUUUUCCCUCUCCAUAAGAAAAAAAAAGAAAUACAACAAUUUAAGUUAAUUUAGAAACCUUGCUCUAAAACGCUUUUAUGCCGAGUCUUCCACAUCCUACGUGGGCAACCACUUGUGGAAACCACGCACCUCGGUGCGGGCAGGUUUUUUUAACCAUUUCAGCCCGGUUCGGCAUGGGAUAACCGAGAAACCUCCGCUCCCCCGCGGUGGGUCUGUGCGUGGGUGGGGGUGUGUGGUGCGUGUGUGGGGGGGGGUGCGGGAUGGUGUCUCCGCGCUGCUCCCGGCUGCGCUCCCCUCCUGCCACCCUCCGUUGCUUAUUGAUUUCGGAACAUAGGAAACGCAGCGGCCCGAAGCGCGGCAGCCCCCCCCCCCCCCCCACGCCGCGCCGUCCCCCCGGUGCCGCCGCCGCGGGACUCGCCCAUUCCCCGCCGUUUGCUGCCAUCUACCGUCGGCGGCGGCGGCCGGCGGGCUCCCGGGGGGCUCCCGCCGCCGGUGUUCCGCCGGGGGUGGCCCUGCCCCGCCCGCCCUCCCCACUCCCCGGCCGGGGGGGUGCCAGGGAGCGCAGUGUGUCGUGUGUCCCCCCCCCACCCCAGCCGCGCUCCGGGAUGCGCUUCACCCCCGAGGUGCGCUGCUGCGGGUGGCGGCGGGGAGGUGUGCCUUCGGCUAUAAGUGCCUGGAGAUACGUUUAGAGGAUGCACCCGCACAUAGAUGCGCACUCGUGUGAGUUACGAACGUCCCACAUGCUAUACAUUCCCCCCCCACACCCCCGCACCCCCCCCCCCCCCAGCCUGUGAGGGUACGCGUGUACCAUGUGCGUCCACAUCUCUACACGCGUGCACAUGUGAAGGCUCACGCCUGGCCGUACGCGCACCCACGGAGGAUGAAAGGUUUGCUGGUUGGUCGCUGAGCGUGGACACAAGCGGAGAUGUUGUAAAAUGCGAUGCAAUAAUGACGUGCGAGGCGGAGGGGGGUUCAGCUCAUCAUAAAAGGCAGAGGAGCUUUUAUUUAUUUAUUGCUUGGAGUGGUCAUUUCGGUGGGGUCUGGAAAAGAUAUGUCAAGCCGUGUACACAAAGCUGGGGUGGUUGCUGGGGAAGGAGCAGGGAGUAAAGGCAGACGACGAAUCACUUUUAAGUUACUGUAGGCUUUGAAGGGACAAUGCGUGUCUGUUAUUUUAAAAGGUUUCUCUCUCUCUCUCCCUCCCUCUCGCUUUCUCCCUCUCGUUUUCUCCUUCUACCACACAGUUUCCUGGCAACUGUUUACGUGUAGACUAGGGACGUUUUCUUGAAGAAAGUGAGAUGCCCAGGGACUAUGGUAAAAAAAAAAAAAAAAAAGAAAAAAAGAAAAAAGGAGAGGGAAAAAAAAAAAGUUUCUCUCUUUUGACCAGCAACAGCCAUGAUUAACUUGUUCCAUGCUGUAAUUCCCAACACCCCCAGCAUUCGCUUUCCACAUUACAUGAUCCGUCUCGCCUUUUCCUCUCCUUCUCCCUGCUUUUCCAAUAUUAUUUGACCAGCAGUCUCCCCUUUCCCUUCCCAGGGCUUGCUUUCGUGGAAAUACUUCGGUCUGGAUGCAUUUUGACUCCCCCAAUCUCUCUCUCCCCUCCGCUCUCCCCUCCUCCCUCCUCCCUUUUUUUUUUUUUUUUUUUUUUGUUAAUAAUUAGCUGCACUCUUUAAUGGAACAAUGGUAGAUUAUUAUUGCUUCUUUUCAAAGAUCCCAUUAACAAGGUUAUUAUGCACUGCACGGGAAGUCAGGUAAAUUAAACUUAAAUUGCUGGAAAUUAAGUUUCAGGCGGUUAUGCGUGGGGAGAGUGGGUAUUUUUUUACACCUUCAGGGGUCAUUGUUUUAAAUACUUCAACCCUGGAGCUCUACAUGGCUCUGUCGGGGUUUUUUUCCGAUGUGAUUUUGGGUGUGCAUGAGCAUUACAGGGGAGGUUUCUCUGCUGCCAAUGGCUUUCUAUGUCUGACUCCAGGAACAAGGGCUUUUUUCAAGUGUUUUCGUGGUGUUGGCUUGACUUUAUGGCUGCAAUAAGUCCCUCGGUAGGGAAACCCCCGCUGUGUUCUCACUUCAGAAGGAUCGGGAAUUCCAGCUCCACAUGAAAAAAAGAGAGUUUCAUUUUUUAUUGGAACCAACUGCAACUGAACUUUCUCCCAAGUUCUUAGCGGGUUUAGCUUUCACACAAGCAAUGCUCUGUUCUGUUUGCAUUUCGAAAUAUUUGGGUGUUGUUUUAAUCCCCUCAUCUAUCUGCCUGGCUCUGCCUGGUGGGGUUGGCGUUUGCUGGCCAGAAAAGCAAAGCGACAAAAAGUGGGACCUUCCUGGGCAGAGAGCUGGGAUUCUACAUACUGUAAAUACUUCUCUUUAUCUGUAUUUAUACCCUGCCAGCUGAGUGAUGUCUGUCAGGAGGGGGAAGCCGGCUUCCCAGCGCACUGAAAUGUGUUAUUCCACCUUCUGGUGUCUCUCGCAACUUCCCCGCUUUAUUGCCUCCUUCUUAGCAAACCCUGCUCCUGGUUUUUUUUGUUUGUUUGUUUGUUUUGUUUUGUUUUGGUUUUUUUUUGAGGAGAUGAGGCCAAAGACUGAAUUAAGAUGUGCCCGUCGGUGCCCUCAAAGACGGGUCUAACUUAAGGGCUACUGUAUAAACUCGCUCCUGCAGCCGUUAUUGCUCCGUGUCUGCGUCCCUCCCGGCUGGGCUGGCGCUAGAGGCGUCCAAAGAAAAUAUAUUCGCAAAAUCGGUCUCAGAUUUACCUUCGGACUUUAGCAGGGAAGGCAGGAGAGCAUCUGUUCAACAGCUACACUAAGAACCCAACAUUUUAAUUAUUUGAAAUGUCACUGUAUAUAUAUAUUUUUAAAAAUCUUUAAGCUGGGAAUAGAAACCAUCUCUGUGCUAAGCAUGCAAUUCUCUGAGAUUUAGUGCAGUUUAAGACCUCUUCUCGUAUUUACAUGUAUUAUAGGUGGCAAAUCAAUUAGACCUCGGGCCUGACCCACAGAAAGAUAAAAACUGACAGGCGCUGUUUCUUUUUCACGUUAGGAAACAAGUUUUCUUCUUUUCUUUACCAUCCCCAAAUAGCCAUCUACAGCGUCAGCCUCCUUCUACGAGGCAAGACGUAUUAUUUUUAAUCUAUAGCGCGUCUAAGAUGCCAGCAAUAAGCAAUUAGCAAGCGGCCAGCUUCAAUUAGUGCAUUUUUAUUUUCUUGCAAAAUGACGACAGUCAAACUACGCAAAAAGCCUGUUGUAGCCACAGGGUACUAGGAUGAGCAGUAUUUUGCUACGGUAAAUUUUGGGGGAGGGGGGAUUUUUUUUCCCCAACUAUUUCGAGGGAUUUAUUUGCAGAGCAAUUAGGAGAAGUGAGAGAAAAUAUUAGAGCCAACAUUUUCAGCAGAUGUACUCACGCAUUGAAUUAUCAGGACAUCACACGUUUUAGCCCAAAAUUUACAUGCGGAUCUGAUCAUGCCAGAUAAUCGCUGGUUUUGCAGAGCUACAAAUAUUGCGUAACUCUCUAAUCAAAUGUAUGAGCUGUUCGGCUCCUGCAAAGCAGUUAACUUCAGGCUCUCGUCCGAGCUUUUUUUUUUUUUUUUUUUUUUUCCUUCUUUAGUCAUCGUUCCCUUUCAAUCUCACUUUUUUUUUUUUCUUGCAUACCAAUAAAGCAGAUCUACGUAAGUUUGGGUCCAUUCCAUACACAAAGGGAAACUCUGCAAGAACAAAUAUAAGAGAUAUCAGUCAGAGAGGGGGUGGAGGAUGAAAACUACUUCCUUUGCAUGUUAUUUCCUUGAAUUAUAAGGAUUACGUUUCAGUCGAAAUGUUCAUUGCAGCCGUGGCAUGAAACAAUCUUGGCUUUGCUGCUGUAAACAUGAUGUUUAAAAUAAAUUAGCUCGUAAUAAGAUACCAGUUUCGGAGAUACUUAAAGCUUCGACAGAGCGCGCCGCGUUGGCAGCUCUACAGACACCAUGUAAUAUAUGUAAUUCUAGAUUUGUAGCACACACAUUCACAGAUUCAAGUACAGGGGAGUGUCGUUUCAUUGCAUAUAAGACCCGACAGACAGAUGGCUACAAAUUCGGACAGGAAACAAAUCCUUGAUAAAACGCGACUGAUCGGGGGGACAGUCCUGGGGUUAAUUUAGGUUGGUUGGUUUUGAUUUUUUUUUUUUUCUCUUCCCCUGUGAGAUGGCUCUGAUUUUCCCAUUUGAAAAAAGGGAAGGCGGCAGUCAGAGAUCCAAGCCUACCUUGAGCAAACAGGGAUCUGAAGGAGGGAUGCAGGUAGAGCAGAGCAUAUCUCUGGAAAAACAGAGAGGCAAACCCCAGAGCAAAGUGCAGCUUCUAGGGUGACCGGCAAUUGCUCGAGACUUUCGGAAUUCUCCCUUCCAGCCUUUUAUGUCUGCAAAAAUAGGUAUUUUGCAGUGGGGACGGGCUCAAAGGGGGGAGAUGCAAACCCGCGGGGUCUCUGUGCACCUCCAAGGCAGCAGCCCCAUCAUACCGCCAGCUUUCCUCUCGUUGAAAAAAAACCAUCUCGAUCGGUAACAAUCAAUAAACUCAGCUUUUGACCAUAACCCAAGGCUUCCUUUUAGCCAUAAAAGGUCGGGCAUAGAUUUGGUAUUAACAAAAAAACGCAAGAGGGCACAAUGCGGUACCGGACUCUGGAGGAGAUCGGGAUUUUGCAAGGGAUAAAGGAAAUACUUCGAUUUUCCAUUUAUCUCCUGAAUACAGAGCUUUUGCAGUAAAAGAAAGGAAAAAGAUGCAAUUUGUGAAAAGCGAAGGUUUGGUUCAAGCGACCGCAGCUUUCCUGAACAGGGAGUGCAAAUCUAUGGUAAUUAGACAAACAUGAACUGAAAUAAGUUGUCAAAACCGAUUUCUUCUCCUAUAGCAAAUCUAAGUCAAUCAACCCGGUGGGAUCUCCUCCUUGCAAACUUCACACAUACACACAGAGCAAACUUUUUUCUUUUUUUUGUUUGUUUUGUUUUGUUUUCUUAACUGUAGCAAAGUACCCAGACAUUUCAGGACUAUUUGCAAACAUUAGGGGUUAAAGUUUUCCGAAUGCGAAUCAUUAACUUUCUUCCCCCCCCCCCCCCCCCCCUCUUACAGCGGGUACUUGUAUACAUUAUAUGUGUGUAAAUAUAUAUAGGCGCGCACACCGCCAUCCGUGCAGACGGGCUCUCGCCACCCCCGCGCUGAGCUCCGGGGGAGGGGGGGGGACACACACGUUUAUUUAUUUAUGAAGCUCCGAGCGCGCCGGGAAUGUUUCUUUCGGCAGAUAUUAUAUAUUUGGUUAAGGGGGUGCAUUUCUGUUGUUUAAAAGGGAGGGAAAAAGGGGUGGAUGGUUUGUUCUUGGGGUCCCUGGUGCAAUCUCAGCUCCUCAUGGGUGCUAUUUUGCAACCUCAGGCGCCUGCUAUUGGUCAGCCCCUGAUCAGAUGGUUGUAUUUCCUUGUGUCCCUCGCUGGCACCACGCCAUCUCCCUUCAGCUAAAACCCAAUCUCCGAUAUACUACUAAUAGCUAAACCACUUGGACUAUAAAACACAACAAAUCAUAAAGCCGGGAAAGGACGGCAGGCUCCUUCCAAUGAGUUCCUAUUUUGUCAACUCGACCUUCCCGGUGAGUCUGGCGGCGGGGCAGGAGCCCUUCCUGGGACAGAUCCCGCUAUAUCCCUCGGGCUAUGCGGAUCCUUUGAGGCACUACCCCACCACCUAUGGAGCCACGGGCGUCCAGGAGAAGGGCUAUACCUCCUCUCCUUACUACCAGCAAAGCAACGGAGCCUACAGCCGCAGCUCCGCCUGUGACUAUGGGGCCGGCGGGUUUUUCAGGGAGAAGGACCCUCCGUGCGCCCCCCCCAACCUGGACGAGGUGCCCUUCGCCCCCGAGCCGCGCAAGUCGGACUGCGCGCAGAGCAAAACUGUGUUCGGAGAGAGCGAGGAGCAAAAAUGUUCCGCCCCGGUUUACCCCUGGAUGCAGCGGAUGAACUCUUGCAAUAGUUCCUCCUUUGGGCCCAGCGGCCGCCGAGGCCGCCAAACCUACACCCGCUACCAGACGCUGGAGCUGGAGAAGGAAUUUCACUUCAACCGCUACCUGACCCGGCGCCGGCGGAUCGAGAUCGCCCAUUCCCUCUGCCUGACGGAGCGGCAGAUCAAAAUCUGGUUCCAGAACCGCAGGAUGAAGUGGAAAAAAGAGAAUAAAUUGCUCAACUCCUCGCAACUCAGCGCGGAAGAGGAGGAGGAGAAAACGGCGGAGUGAAAGUAUUAUUUAAAACACACAAAAACAAAA